CUUCAAGAUAUGGGGGGACUCAUGUUCUUGCGAAGCCAUUCAAAAAGUUGUUUGAGGCUUACAUCUCAGAUCAAUCCGAAGAUUACGCGUGGACUCAGACCCACAGCUUCUUUGUGCUGAUGGGUGGGUUUAUGCUUUAUGUAGAUGGGGAGCCCUACCGUACACUACUGCCUGACAAGGUUCUCGAGCUGAUACGUAAAGGGUGUAUUGAUGCCCCUACCUUAACGGCAAAGGAGAUCGGCGACCGGAGCAAAGGCAAUAUGAUAUCGAAAGGAUUGAUCAUACUUCAGGUGGCCUGGUUCAUUCUGCAGCUCAUCUCUCGCGCCAUUUAUCGCCUCGAAACCACCCAGCUGGAAACGGGGACGCUCGCUUUUGCGGUUCUGAAUUUCCUGACCUAUGCGCUAUGGUGGAAUAAGCCUCUCGAUGUUCAGUGUCCAUAUCGGGUGUACUGGAAGUCGACAGAGUCAAAGCCAGAGGAUCACAUUGAUGUCCUCCCUAAUAAUUAUGAAGACAAUGUGCUUGUCACGAUCAUUAAGGCAACCUUCGGUCCAUCUAUAGAACUGAUCGGCUUACACGUUCCCACGCGUAAGCUCCGAGUUCCUACAUUUGAUGGCAGCAUCAAACUAGAAGAAUCGGACACUUUGAUACUUGUAUUUGCCGGAGUUCUGAUUGCGACAAUCUUUGGCGGCAUCCAUUGUAUGGCUUGGUUUUUUACCUUUCCUACCAAUCUGGAACAGGUCCUGUGGCGCAUGAGUGCCGUCGCUAUAACUUGCACACCCUGGAUUGAAAUUCUAAUAAAAUGCAUGGAUGUUAUAAUGAAUGGCAUAGGUGAUAUAAUGACAGCUGUUUUCAUGUUCAUAUUUGCCCUGUUGUACAUUAUAUCUCGUGGUAUGCUCUUGGUACUUAUGUUCACGACAUUACGCCAUCUUCCUCUUGACGCAUACAUGACGGUGUCGUGGGUUAGUUUAGUGCCACACUUGUAGUUUGCUUAUUUUCAUACUUUUGUAACCAUACUCAGGAUUACAGGCAGUAUCAUAGUACGCAAAAAUUGUAUUUCAGGAA
Messenger RNA from Suillus clintonianus, 1062 nucleotides. RefSeq lists its product as uncharacterized. The transcript is spliced from 4 exons. The coding region runs from base 120 to 983 and encodes 287 amino acids. The record is from RefSeq and is a predicted model, not a curated record. NCBI's taxonomy places the organism in Eukaryota, Fungi, Basidiomycota, Agaricomycetes, Boletales, Suillaceae.